Molecule: messenger RNA, 1077 nt
Organism: Arctia plantaginis
Lineage: Eukaryota; Metazoa; Arthropoda; Insecta; Lepidoptera; Erebidae
Source: the annotation of a GenBank genome assembly
AUGACAACACUAAAACUGGCACUAACACAGGAGAUACGACUUGAUAACUUAGACAAUGGACCAGGACUUUUACCGUUUAAACUCGGACCUGCAAGAGUGACAACCCAUCACUAUACCUUCUUACAGUACAUUGACUUGGACAGAAUUGAACAUGAAAUCAACGAACUAAGAGGACAACUACUAAGUUUUGAACAUAGACUCUUUAACACUACUUACACGGUAUAUGAGCCCCAAAUUCGCUACCUAAUGAAUAAAACGAAUCAUAUAUCAGAACACUUGCAGACUUUAGAACCUAGCAGGAUAAAAAGAGGUCUUAUGGACGGACUAGGAUCAUUAGUUAAAAGUAUAACAGGAAAUUUAGAUUAUCAGGACGCUAUAAGAUAUAAUAAAGCACUUGAAGUUUUAGAAAAUAACCAAAAUAAAAUUAAUUCAGAACUUAGUAACCGCGCUAGCUUGAAUAAGGAUUGGAUGAAAGAACAGAGCAGUGUGUUAGAAAGACUAGUCCAAAAUCAAAUAGAAAUUAACAAUACCUUACAAUCCUGGUCUGAAAGAGAUAGUUAUAGAGAGAAUAGUUUCCACAGAUACGGUAGAUUCACCCAAACCUUAACAAUCAUUACCGACGCUAAUGACGUAUUAAAUGGAUUAAUUAAUAUAGAGAAUAUGUUAGCUUUUACUCGUACAACCACGACUCAUCAUUCGAUGAUUAGUCUUAAAGUACUUAGGUUAAUGUUAAGCAAGCUUAGGUUAGUUUACGGCCCGGAACAAGUAGUGGACUUAGAAUUAAGGGACUAUUAUACCUUGAUAAGAUCCGGUUCAUACUUCGUUAAUAAACAGAUAGUAAUAAUUUUUAAAUUCCCUAUAGUUUCAAAGAGUACUUAUGACUUGUAUAGAUUAUCCUUAGCUCCCAAUAGAUUUCACCAAGUAAUUAUCCCACCUUCUCCUUUCCUAGCAAUUAAUAGAAAAGAAUUUGUGUACAUAGAGGCUGAAUGCCCGAAGUACCAUCACCUGUCCCUUUGUGACGAGACUUCCCACAGGAGGAUACUGCAUUCAACAGAUCAUCUUGCGGCAAACUAUUGA